Molecule: messenger RNA, 2056 nt
Organism: Aquila chrysaetos chrysaetos
Lineage: Eukaryota; Metazoa; Chordata; Aves; Accipitriformes; Accipitridae
Gene: CFAP53
Product: cilia and flagella associated protein 53
Exons: 8
Coding region: 417-1715 (432 amino acids)
Source: RefSeq, a predicted model, not a curated record
AGCCCGGUGCUGUGUGGGCUGAGGGCCUUGGGAGGAUCCGCUGCCCUCUGCUGUGGGUCCCUGGGGGAGCCGGUCCGACUGUACCGGUGCGGGGCGAGGCCGCUCCUUUUGGAGGUGCGGCAGUGUGUGAGGAGGUGCUCGGAGCCCCGGGGAGCUGAGACGGAGGUGGCGGGACGUUUGUUCCGUGCGUGUAAAGCAGACCGUAAACAUCCCCUUGGAUCUGCAGGAGAGCCAAGCCUCCUAAAGAACCAACAAGUGAAAAUUUUAUCUUGGCCCGCAGACAGAAAGAAAAGGAACACCUCGAAAAUGCUGAUUUCUUAAAGCUGUACAACCGGUAUCGCAAUGUCUACGAGUGGCAGCAACGCAACGAAAAAAAAUGGCUGCACAGCGUUGUGCAGAGAAAGGUGGAUGCGACAAUGCAGGAGUAUCUGGCGGGGACUGAUGAGAGACGAGAGAGGCUUCGUGAGCUCCUGGAGGCAGAGGAAAGUAGGUACUUUGCUGAGAUGGAGUCACUUGAAGAAACGGUACUGGAGAAACAAGAGAAAAUGAGGGAGCGAGCAAAAUUACUGAGAGAGAAGAGAGAAAAAGAAAGACAACAACUUGUGGCUGAAAAACGAGAGCAGCAGUUCAGAGAACAAUGUGAGGAGCUUCGUGUACAGUGGAUGAAGAAGCAUCAGAAGGAAUUGUGUGAAGAUCGGCUGGCCCAGCUAGCUUUGAAGGAGGAAUUGAAAAAGCAACAGAAAGAGGAGGAGCAGAUGUUUGCAGAGCUUUGGGAAGAGGAUAGGUUGGCUAAGGAAAAGCGAGAGGCGGUGGAGAUGCAGAAAUCAGCAGAACAGAAUCGGGAAAUCCUGAAUGUGCUCAGUGCCCAGGUCGCGGUGCUCAGUGCUCACAAAGAGGAGGCAAAGCGGCUGAAGGAAGAAGAGGCUCGAUUGCUGGAAGAACAGCAGCAACUGCUUAAGCUAGAAGAUGAACAAAUUCAGAUGGAGAAACUACAGAAACAGAAGGAAUACAGGGAUAUGUUGCUCAGUGCAGCACAGGACAAGAAGAAUCGUCUUAAUGAAGAAAAACAUGGUGAACUUGCCCUAGAGAUGAAGAUCUUAGAAAAAUCUCUUCAGGAACCCCAGGAGGACCCCGAGGAGAAAACAAAAAGAAAACAAGAGCUGUUCAAGGAGCAACAGACUUACUUGGCACACCUGGCACAACAGCUGGAGGAGGAGAAACAGCGAGAAAAAGAAGUGGACAAGCUCCUCGAUGAAGAGAUGGCGAAGGUUUGGGCCAAGAAGGCUGAGCAAAUGCGAUUGGAAAAGGAGGCCAGAAAGCAGCUACUGAAAGAUGUCCUGAAUACAAGACAACUGCAGAUUGAGGAGAAGUUGCAGAGAAAUGCAAAGGAGCAGGAAGAACUUGCUCAAGAGAGGAAGUUAUUAGCUGAAGCAAUCACAGAACUCGAGCGUAUAGAAGAAGAAAAAUAUGCAAGAAAAGUAAAGGAAGCAAAAGAAUACCAAGAGCAACUCGGGGCUCAGAUUGCCUAUCGACAACAGGCGCGUGAUGCUGAGGAAGAAGAGAAGCAGCGAGAAUAUGAAUCCGGUCUAGCAGCAGAGAGAGCUUACCAAGAAAGGGUACAGGACAUUCUAUCAAGGCCUUUUGAGAAACUAGCAAAGACCCACCCUUUGAGAAGAAAACUAACGUCUAACUCUCAAGAAGAUCACUUACUAUGAUAUUUUUAACUUAGUUGCCUUUAAAAACAUUUUCUAAGGGUGUUUAUAACUGACUUGAGUUAGCAGGCCCCUCUCCACUGUGAUGCUCAAAAUAUUUAACUGGAAAAUACAAGAAACAUAGUAUUUUAAAGGUUAUUUUUACCUAUGGAUUUUUUUGACAAAAUGACUGAUCCAAAUCAAAGUGUUUGACAUUUUAAUACAAGAAUACUGUAUGUUCUCUGCAGUAUAAUGAUGUAUUAUUAUGACACGAAUGACUUGUAGGCAUUCUUUAAAAUCCGCAUAAAGAAAAUUUGUAGAAGAGUUUCAGCAAACUUCUAUUAAAAUGCCUUUCAAACUGUGAA